Polyodon spathula (Mississippi paddlefish) is the source of this 2018-nucleotide messenger RNA. Its product is annotated as ubiquitin thioesterase OTUB2-like. Gene Ontology annotation, cellular component: nucleus. Gene Ontology annotation, molecular function: cysteine-type deubiquitinase activity; ubiquitin binding. NCBI's taxonomy places the organism in Eukaryota, Metazoa, Chordata, Actinopteri, Acipenseriformes, Polyodontidae. The record is from RefSeq and is a predicted model, not a curated record. The coding region runs from base 610 to 1341 and encodes 243 amino acids. The transcript is spliced from 4 exons. Gene Ontology annotation, biological process: negative regulation of double-strand break repair; protein K48-linked deubiquitination.
UACAGUAUCUAAAAUAUUGCGAUAUUUCCCUCAAUAGUUUAAUGUUGAUCGUCAUUACUGUGGUUUUAUGUGUGAGGAAUUGUCACGGAAAAUUAAUUAAUCGAUGCAUGAAAAGAUCCAGACAACUAUGGAGGGGUUUAGAAUGGCCCUGAUCUUUGCCAGGUGAUUUUAGUUAACACAAGGUAGUUCUAAAAACGAGGGCUGGCAACAGGACAAGAAUCCAAAGUCAUGUAAACCACAUUGUAGCUUUGUCAUUACUAACUAUGUAUCAAGUAGAUGUUAUGAGUAGAGUAACAUUUACAUUUAUAAUCAAUAAGUAAAUGGUAAGUUUUUUAAUAUACAUUACUGUCACCUAAAGCAGUUCUCCCCAGGUUAAACUGUAUUCCUUUUGAAUAAUAGUUGCUGGCAAAAUUAAUCCAGUUAACAUUUUUUUAGUUCUAAAUACAUUACCAUUUUAUAAUUAAAACCUGGACCCAACCAUGGGAUGUUACUUUAAAUUUGUUGACAAGCUUUGCAACAUGGCCUCAUCUUUUUGUAGCACAGAAGAAGCUAAGAAAGGGCAUUUGCUACAUUGUUGCGUGCGCUAUUGACAGUGUCAGAAUAUACAGUAUGAAGGUCUGGGUUGGAAGGUUUUGGGAAGUUAAAUGCAGGAAAUCUGAGGAGUCUGCAUAUAUGUGGAGAUUUAUUAUGAAAUCAGUUCAAUGUGUCUGUUUUCGGAAGGAUAUUAGUAAAAGAUACGCCUUCAUAAGAAGAAUCAGAGGAGAUGGGAACUGUUUUUAUCGAGCCCUCGGCUAUGGACACCUGGAAUCUCUACUUGGAAACCAAAGAGAGAUGGAGAAGUUCAAAGAAGUUGUGAUACAGAGCAAGGCAGAGCUCUUGUCUGCAGGAUUUGAUGAGGACCUAUUCAGUAGUCUGCUGAGCACUUUUGUCAGUGUGAUUGAGCAGAUGGAGGCAGAAGACCAGGCAUCCAGCCUGCUUUCAAACUUCAAUAAUCCAAUUACCUCUGACAUCAUUGUGCGCUAUCUUCGACUUCUAGCCUCAUCGUAUCUACAGAACCGAGCAGAAUUCUUCCAGCACUUUGUUGAAGCACCUAAUCUGAGAGAUUUCUGUGUUCAGGAUGUGGAGACUAUGGGACUGGAAUGCGAUCAUGUUCAGAUUCUUGCUCUUUCUCAGGCCCUUGGUAUAAAUAUUCAAAUUGAAUGCAUGGAAGGAGCAGAUCUUAACCAUCACAUUAUACCUGACGGAUCAACACCUUCCCUUCACCUAUUGUAUAAAACAGCACACUACGAUAUACUUUACAAUGGUUCAGUUGUAGAGUCGCAAGGAGGAGUUUAUAGGUAACUGAACUAGAUUGAAGUGAUACCUCUAAAUCUGCACAUUCCAAAGUGAACGCUUAGACGUACCUGUGAAAGCACACUUAGAUAUGUGUAUACUGUAGUAUAUGUACCAUAUGUAUGUAUACCGUAGACCAAAAACUGUUCAGUCUCUUUUUAGCGAGUACUACUUUGGAUAUUUGCAAAAAACAUGAGACACAAAUUAUGAACAGUGAUCACAGAUGUCAAUGGAAUAAAUUGCUUAUAUUUUAAGAAAUGGUUUUUCUGUUUUCCCAGUAGUAUUUUAGCCAUUAUUUUUAUGGUGGGUGGUGAUACGGAACAGCUAAAUUUUUAUUGUAGGGAUGUGGUUGUGAAACUGCAAAGUAGUUACCAAGAUCAUAAUGGACUUCUGUGCAAACUCCUUUAGUACAAAAAGGUUGCAACAGAAAGAUACUGUAACCUAUAUGAAUAACAUGGGUAAAUUGCACACUUUGAAAUACAGUUUAGUCUAAUAUAAAAAGCAUCAGAAUUAAAGGUCUUAAAAAACUGCAUGCACCUGACUUGCAUUAAUACAUGAACAACAUGUGGUGAUCUGUUAUACUGAUCCAUAAUGUUUAUGUAAUUAAAGGUUAUGAAAGUAAAACAUCUAACAUGAGCCUCUCCAGUGUUAUUUCUGUGUUAAGUGCUAGGCAGCAUCCUAAUCGU